GCUUUUCCUUUAAGCAUUACAAAUAGCCUAACUAUAUUGCACGCGUAUUAGCUGGGUGGUGUUCGAGCCCCCAUAUACGUUUUACGAGUCCUUGUGUAGGGUUCAUAUAGGUGGAGGAGAGAGCCCUUAGAGGAUGCUCAAUGCAACUACCACUUUUGUUGGAGAGCAUCCAUUCCUGGCUCCCACCACAAGGAGUCGACGAGCCGCGGCCGAGGGGGAGGCUUUUAUAUCGAUCUCGCCUAUCCCUCACUGUAUGUGUAGCUUGCCCUCGACACUCGGGGAAACUGAACUAGGUGUUUUAGACGAACUGACGGUUUCCCAGGACGCUAGGGAGCGAGCUUCUCACACGAACUUCCUACCAGGGAUACCACAGUGCCAUACCACAGCUUCCUACUAUCACUAUUACCUGCAGCAUUACCGUGAUGCGUUCUUUCCGCCCACCGGUAGCAGGGUGGUAGGAAAAGGGCCGUGCUGUAACGCGACCGCGGGGACUAUACUCGAUCAGAGUGAGAUGAAGUACGCAAAGAGACGCAACAUCGGAUCGACUAACGCCUCGGUCCAAGGCCUUUCGAAGAGUUUUGAUAAUCGGCAAUGCUCCAAUUCGUUUCAAGAUUACACCUUCAACAAAGGAACCAAGAGCGCGCAUUUGACUUCUGAAGCACUCCCAUCCUUUAGAAUGACCUCAACUGAGUUCGGGGGCUUCCAUCACAACUCCGAAGAGGUGGAUGACGCCGCAUACAUAGGGACCUCCCGUCGCUUGGACUUCUCUCAUGCGGAUUCACCCUUACCCGAUCUUCGUGAGGGGGUGGCAUGGCAGAGCAACCGUGGUGGUCCUUUGCUUUCUGACCAUCCUCAGACGGCACCCCCAACGUAUUUCUUUCGCACGAACGAUCGCGGCACUGGUGUCGAGCUCCUACCCAAGUUGACUCCGCCAAUACCAUCAGGGAUUAAGCGUUUGGUUGAUUUUCCUUCCUAUUUAAAGCCGAGAGGGCCUCAAGCAACACAUUGCUUGAGUAAGCACGAGAGAGCUCUUACCGACGGGUCACAAAAUGGUGGAUCUAUUGUCGAAGGUAGUAAAAGCAGUGCUCCCUAAGUCUGGACGAUGCGUCAACUGUCCAUUUGUAAAAUGUAUACAUAUACAUUUGCACCGCCAUAGAUUUACAGUUAAGAAGUAAAUAUCUUAUAGAAGUUACUUAAAAGUGAUGAUUAACCAAUAGAUUCUUUUUGUGUAUGUGUGUCUCUUCUUUUCUAUUGUUUA
Messenger RNA from Phytomonas sp. EM1, 1258 nucleotides. Lineage: Eukaryota; Euglenozoa; Kinetoplastea; Trypanosomatida; Trypanosomatidae. The record is from the annotation of a GenBank genome assembly.